AUGUUCUUUGGUGGAGGAGGAAGCACUCAAACAGAAUCAGGCACUGCCUUAGGUCUUAAUGACACAAAUGGCAAUCCAAUUAAGGUGCCCUUGCAAUUAUCAUCAACUUAAUUUACUAAUUUACUUAGACAUCAUGAUAGGUUUGAUUACGAUGUUUAUUUAAGUUACUAUGAUAACUUUCAAUUCUUUACAAGAGGUAAAAUCUAGGGCAGAGAGCCUACCUGGUCAGAAAGCAGCCUGUCUUAUGAAUAUAUUGAGACAAAUGACAGACAUUUCAAUGUCACUAUCCCAGUUAAUGAAAAUUUAAGAAAAAACAAAACACUUUACUUGCAUAUGUAGAUUAAAGCCAAAAAUCCUUUGUACUUAAAAGGUAUUAAUGAUUAAGAUUAUGGUCUUAUUCCAGAAAUUGAUAAUGAUUUAGAUUCAAAUGGAAUUCAGAAAAAUUACAUUCAGAAUUAAAAUAAACUGAGAGCAGUAGUCCAGCCUGAAUAUCUUUAUUUCAAUGAGUCCAUUUCUCUGAUAAAAUACAUGCCAAAGAUUAAAGAAAAGGUUUUAAGAAAUCUAUUAGAUGAAAGUCCUUAGGGAUAUGUAGAGAAUAAAAAGGAAGAGGAAGAAGAAAACGAAGAUAAAAAUCUAUAUCAGUAUUUUAAGAAAGAGUUAUACCUAUAUCUCAUUUAUGAUCAGUAGCAAUACUCAUAAAGUGGGCUACCUCCACCAGUCGCUAAAGUGUUAAAAGUGCAUUAUGAGACUAUGACAUAUGAGCCAAUUAUGUAUCUUAGUGACUACUGGCUAUUAAAGAAGGAUUUAGUGAUGGUGAAUGAAACAGUAGAUGAAUUAAAUUUGACUUUGCAUUUUAAUACCUACUCCCUAAACUACUUUAUCAUGCAAUAGUAAUUCGCUGAAUAGCAUUAAAUGCAAAAAUCCUGGGGUAUGGAAAGCGGAGAUAUGGAUGAAAUGAAAAGAAUGUUCCUUGAGACUGAUCCAAUUCUGCUUACAGUAACUAUGAUAGUGUCUUUAUUGCACACCAUCUUUGAAGUCUUGGCUUUCAAAAAUGAUAUUAAUUUUUGGAAAAACAAAGAUUCGAUGGAGGGCAUUUCAGUAAAAACUUUGUAUCUCUAGACAGGAUGUUCAAUUAUUAUAUUCCUGUACUUGUUUGACAAUGAAACUUCAUUCAUGAUUUUGUUCUCGAAUGGCUUUGGAAUUCUGCUGGAUUUUUGGAAAAUAUAAAAGGCUUCUAAAGUCAUUAAAACUGACAAAUUCCCUUACUUCAAGCUUGAAGACAAAGCUUCCUAUGCACAGAGUGAAACUAAAGAAUAUGAUAGAAUUGCAAUGAGGUAUAUGUCCUAUGCUAUUUUUCCUUUAAUGAUAGGCUAUACUGUUUAUUCAGUGUUUUACAAUGAACACAAAGGAUGGUAUUCCUUCAUCUUGAACACCCUGGUUGGAUGCAUAUACACAUUUGGAUUUAUUCAAAUGACUCCUUAAUUGUACAUUAAUUACAGACUUAAAUCAGUUGAGCACAUGCCCUCAAAGGCUCUUUUCUAUAGAUUCUUGAACACAAUCAUUGAUGAUCUCUUCAGUUUCAUAAUAACUAUGCCAACUCUGCACAGACUUAGUUGCUUCAGAGAUGAUGUCAUUUUCCUAAUAUAUCUCUAUCAAAGAUGGAUCUAUAGAGUGGAUAAAUCAAGAGGUCCUUAUGGUAAGUAAACUGAAGAAGAAAAGAAGUUAGAAGAGGAAAAGAAAUUGAUCUCUGAAGCUAAAGAAAUAAAGUAAGAAGAAGAAGUAGAUAUAAAUGGAGAUAAAAAGUUAAAAACAGAGUGA
Stylonychia lemnae is the source of this 1818-nucleotide messenger RNA. Lineage: Eukaryota; Ciliophora; Spirotrichea; Sporadotrichida; Oxytrichidae. The record is from the annotation of a GenBank genome assembly.